Piliocolobus tephrosceles (Ugandan red Colobus) is the source of this 1992-nucleotide messenger RNA. RefSeq names its product SHC adaptor protein 2 (gene SHC2). Lineage: Eukaryota; Metazoa; Chordata; Mammalia; Primates; Cercopithecidae. The transcript has 12 exons. The record is from RefSeq and is a predicted model, not a curated record. Gene Ontology annotation, cellular component: plasma membrane. Gene Ontology annotation, biological process: cell surface receptor protein tyrosine kinase signaling pathway; intracellular signal transduction. Bases 1 to 1284 code for a protein of 427 amino acids. Gene Ontology annotation, molecular function: receptor tyrosine kinase binding.
AUGACGGCCGCUCGGGCCGGGGGCGGGGAGGCGGGGGCGCUGGGCUGGCGGGAAGCCAUCAACCGUCUCCACGAGGCCGUGCCUGGCGUCCGGGGAUCCUGGAAGAAAAAGGCCCCCAACAAGGCCCUGGCGUCCGUCCUGGGCAAGAGCAACCUUCGCUUCGCCGGCAUGAGCAUCUCCAUCCACAUCUCCACCGACGGCCUCAGCCUCUCCGUGCCCGCCACGCGCCAGGUCAUCGCCAGCCACCACAUGCCGUCCAUCUCCUUCGCAUCGGGCGGAGACACGGACAUGACGGAUUACGUGGCCUACGUCGCCAAGGACCCCAUCAACCAGAGAGCCUGCCACAUCCUGGAGUGCUGUGAGGGCCUGGCCCAGAGUGUCAUCAGCACCGUCGGCCAAGCCUUCGAGCUGCGCUUCAAGCAGUACCUGCACAGCCCACCCAAGGUGGCACUGCCCCCAGAAAGGCUGGCGGGGCCAGAGGAGUCGGCGUGGGGGGACGAGGAGGAGGCUGUGGAGCACAGUUACUACAACAGCGUCCCGGGGAAGGAGCCGCCGCCGGGCGGGCUGGUGGACUCCAGGCUGGCCCUGACACAGCCCUGCGCCCUCACGGCCCUCGGCCAGGGUCCAUCUGCUUCUCUAAGAGAUGCCCGCAGCCUGCCAUGGGACGUGGGGUCCACGGGUGCAGCUCCACCAGGGGACGGCUAUGUGCAGGCGGACGCCCGGGGCCCCUUGGACCUGGAGGAACACCUCUAUGUCAACACCCAGGGUCUGGACGCCCCCGAGCCGGAGGACGCGGUGCUCCUGCAGCCCAAGGACAGUCCCAAGAAGGAUCUGUUUGAUAUGCGACCCUUCGAGGAUGCCCUGAAGUUGCAUGAGUGCUCAGUGGCCGCAGGUAUGACAGCAGCCCCCCUUCCCUUGGAGGACCAGUGGCCCAGCCCCCCUACCCGCCGGGCCCCUGUGGCCCCCACAGAGGAACAGCUGCGCCAGGAGCCCUGGUACCACGGCCGGAUGAGCCGUCGGGCGGCAGAGAGGAUGCUUCGAGCUGAUGGGGACUUCCUUGUGCGAGACAGCGUCACCAACCCCGGGCAGUAUGUCCUCACCGGCAUGCACGCCGGGCAGCCCAAACACCUGCUGCUGGUGGACCCCGAGGGCGUGGUGCGGACGAAGGACGUGCUGUUUGAGAGCAUCAGCCACCUGAUCGACCACCACCUGCAGAACGGGCAGCCCAUCGUGGCCGCGGAGAGCGAGCUGCACCUGCGCGGCGUGGUCUCACGGGAGCCCUGAGCCCGGUGACCGUGCUCAGCCCCGGCUCCUGCCUGUCGUGGCCUUGGGGCUCUCAGCCCUCCUCCUGGAUCCUGGUCAGGCCGAACCGCCGCUGCCUCUCCUUCCUUCGCAUGAGCCUCUGGCAUGGUCCUCCCUCCAGCCGGCCCGGGCUGGGCAGAGCCUCCUCCUGCCGGGGCCCCUGCCCACCCCCUCCUAUUUCUGGAGUGAGGAUUUUCAUACCAAAGACAGAACCAUUUCUCGCCUUUAAAGAAAAUAUAUCCAGAAGCAGCUGCUGCCUGGGAGCCCUGGCCUGUGGGUCCCCCUCUUGGCCGGCUGGUUCGGUCUCACGCCCGGGAGAGUCAGGGCUCCCAGGACCCUGGGGAGGAGGUGGAUUCCAGGCCUGGCUGGGCUUACUUUUCCCACCUGAGGAACUGGGUGCACAGUUGUCUUUGAUGGGGGUCAGUUAAGGUGCUUUGGGGUUCUCAGGCCAGGACACAUGCUGAUGUUGGAAGUGGAGGCAGCCUUGAGGUUACCUGGGAUUCCGGGGUAGCCGGGCCGCUCCGAGACCGUUGAUAUUGUGAGGCCCUUACACUUGGGAGUAGGGGGAAGGACGUGGCUGCCCGGCCUGGGCUGUGCCCACCAGCUUCCGCCCAAUCCCGCCCUCCCAGCUGUGGAUCUAGACCAGAUGUUCGGAUCGGUUUGUCAUUAAACCUGGGAACAGCCACGAGA